AUGAUGUUGGCCUGCAAGCUGAUCGGCAAAACAUUGGCCCUGAGGACCCGAGCUCCCCUUCUGGUGAUCCCCGAGCUUCCUUCCUCUCAAAAGGCUUUGUCAACUGCUGAGGAUACUGACAAGGAAGAGGCCGAGGUGCCUCUUGUUUGGAAAAGACAAGCUCCCGAAGUCGAUCAAAGGCUUGAUCCUGAUCGGGCUACUUCUCGGGCAGCAGCCGGCCCCUCCGGCCAAGGCGAAGAGAUGGAAUCAACAAUGGACCCCGACCUGAGGACUGCCUUUCAGGCUAAAAAGUCCGGCACGGGCCCCGUUGUGAAGAGGCCCAGGGUUGCGAAGAAGGCCACCCCUACAAUGGGGAAUACUUCAAAAUCCCCUGCUAAGGGUAAGUCCGUCCUGUCCCAAUACCGAAGCAUAACUCAUGAUAGGGCUAGAAAUGAAGAGCUUCAGGCCGAGCUAGACGCUGCCAAAGUUGCCUUGAAUGCUGCUCAGGAAGGUGAGCAGGCCGCCAAAGCUGCCUUGACAGCUGCUCAGAAGAACGAGCAUGCUACUAAGGCUGCUCUCACCUCUUCCCAAGAAAGCGAGCAGGUUGCAAAGACUGCACUAUCCACCUCCCAAGCUCAAAUCGUAGAAGCGAACCAUCUUGCUGAACUACUUCAGGUCGAGAUUGGUGAGCUCAAAGCGAAACUACUCGAGGUCGAAGUGAAAGCCAAGGAGGAAAAGGCAGUGUCAUCAUCAGUCAUGGAGAAGAUGCUAUAUCAUUGUUGA
Molecule: messenger RNA, 762 nt
Organism: Humulus lupulus (European hop)
Lineage: Eukaryota; Viridiplantae; Streptophyta; Magnoliopsida; Rosales; Cannabaceae
Exons: 3
Coding region: 1-762 (253 amino acids)
Source: RefSeq, a predicted model, not a curated record